Ceraceosorus guamensis is the source of this 1403-nucleotide messenger RNA. Its product is annotated as putative ADP-ribosylation factor 6. The coding region runs from base 483 to 1034 and encodes 183 amino acids. Lineage: Eukaryota; Fungi; Basidiomycota; Exobasidiomycetes; Ceraceosorales; Ceraceosoraceae. Gene Ontology annotation, biological process: vesicle-mediated transport; intracellular protein transport. Gene Ontology annotation, molecular function: GTP binding; GTPase activity. The transcript has 5 exons. Gene Ontology annotation, cellular component: cytoplasm. The record is from RefSeq and is a predicted model, not a curated record.
AGUCGCGUCAGCGCUCUUGUCCGCUGCGCUUCUGCUGUGCACACCUCCUUGUGGCUCCCGUCAAUCGGUGCGAGCGUGAGUCUGUCUUCUCCUCUUCCACACCUACCUCCGCACUCCCUCCGUACCUUUUUGCCCGUCUCGUCGUUCCUUGUUGGUCCACUGCACUAGCUGAACACCCACGUGCCAGCUGUUUGCUUCACAACGCACACACAGCCUAGACGGCAUCUUUACGAGGCUCCUGACAGUAGUAGCUCAGUGGACGACUCACACGACUGCUCUGCAAAUUUUUGAGCAUCGAAGACAGAAGCUGGUUGAGCAUCGAGGACAAACGCUGGUCAUUUCCCUGCUAGUGCGACCUCUCCGAGCCUAAGCGCAUCGCCAAAGUAACAUCUGCUCGACCAACGGCAUCUUUUGCAGGAUAGCCCCGACGCCGUGCGAGUAGUCCGGCUCUUCGACCCUCAUCCGCAACAUUAGGCGCAAAGAUGGGUGGAAGUCUCUCAAAAGCGAUGGGAAAGAUCUUUGGGAACAGGGAGAUGAGAAUUUUGAUGCUCGGUCUGGACGCUGCGGGCAAGACGACCAUCCUGUACAAGCUCAAGCUGAACCAAAGCGUCACGACUAUCCCGACUGUUGGCUUUAACGUCGAGACUGUCCAGUACAAGAACGUCAAAUUCAACGUAUGGGACGUUGGAGGUCAAGACAAGAUCCGACCCUUAUGGCGACACUACUACACAGGCACGCAGGGCUUGGUGUUCGUGGUCGACAGCCAGGACAGGGACAGAAUCGAUGAGGCUAGACAGGAGCUGCACAGGAUCAUUGGAGAUAGGGAAAUGAGAGAGUGCCUCUUGCUUGUGUUUGCGAACAAGCAGGAUCUGGCCGGAGCCAUGUCACCUGCAGAAGUCACCGAGAAGCUGGGCCUGCACCGGAUGAGGGAUCGAUCUUGGUUCGUGCAUCCCAGUUGCGCAACAAGUGGCGAGGGUUUGUUUGAAGGGCUUAGCUGGCUGAGCACCAAUGUCAAGAAACAGCAGGGUGCUUGAGCAUCUGAGCCUCCCGAAUGGCUCUGCAUCAGGUGAAGCAAGCAUGUGUAAGUGCCUGCAUGGGAAAAAGUUGCCGGCACAUCCUUUUUGGAAGGCCAGAAACGCAGACAAGACACAGUACGAAGCUGGACGGUUCCCAACUCUAGGUCUUCCAACUAGAGCGGCGCGAGGGAUCACCUGCGCAGACGUUUUGCGGCCCCUUUCGCCUUUGCCUACCUCUUGUCGCAUUCGUCCGACAUUGUCGCAUCCCCUCUCUCUUAUUCGCCUUUUGUUCCCUCGCCUCGAUCCGCCGGAGCACAGUUCAGUCUACACCCUUGAGUGAACGUGCAGCCUUUUCCUUUACAUGCAAGCAAAGCUCAGAUACCAGUA